UCUUUCGCGUAGCAAUGUUUUGGUAGACGAAUGCGCAGUCAGCUUUUCACGAAUCUAGAGUGAAAAAAUAGCCACGAUGCGCGAACUGACAAUUUUCCAUUAGUUUUGAGUUUGCUACCAACGCGAGCGGUUCACGCGAUAGUUUAUUUAAAGAGAACGUGCGGCAGGCCAGUUUCGAUUUUACUGUAUCGAGCGUGGAUUUGUAAGCGCCAACAAUCGAUCAAAUUAUUCUCAGGAAUAAGUCGAAAGUAUGAUCGAAAACGGUGAUUAUGCCGGCCAGUACGGCGAAGAAAGUUACAUGGAGCAAGAAGAGGAGUGGGAGCGCGAAGGUCUGCUCGAUCCUGCCUGGGAAAAACAGCAAAAAAAGACUUUCACCGCUUGGUGCAACAGCCACUUACGAAAAGCUGGCACUUCGAUCGAGAAUAUCGAAGACGACUUUCGCAAUGGGUUGAAGCUUAUGUUGCUACUGGAAGUUAUAUCCGGAGAAACUUUGCCAAAGCCUGACCGUGGCAAGAUGCGAUUCCACAAAAUCGCUAACGUGAACAAAGCGUUAGAUUUUAUCGCAUCUAAAGGAGUUAAGCUGGUUUCCAUAGGAGCAGAGGAAAUCGUUGAUGGUAAUCUCAAAAUGACACUGGGUAUGAUUUGGACCAUCAUUCUUCGAUUCGCCAUCCAGGACAUCUCGGUGGAAGAAAUGACUGCCAAGGAAGGUUUGUUACUGUGGUGUCAGCGCAAGACAGCACCUUAUAAGAACGUUAAUGUUCAGAACUUCCAUCUCAGUUUCAAGGAUGGUCUCGCGUUCUGUGCUUUGAUCCACCGUCACAGACCUGAUCUUAUCGACUAUUCCAAGCUUUCCAAAGACAAUCCUCUUGAAAAUCUGAACACGGCAUUUGACGUUGCAGAGAAAUUCUUGGAUAUCCCACGAAUGUUGGAUCCCGAUGAUCUGCAGAAUACCGCAAUGCCAGAUGAACGGGCUGUUAUGACCUAUGUGUCAUCAUACUAUCAUUGCUUCAGUGGCGCUCAAAAGGCUGAAACCGCCGCUAAUCGCAUUUGCAAAGUGCUGAAGGUGAACCAAGAAAAUGAAAGGCUCAUGGAAGAAUACGAACGAUUGGCUAGUGAUCUUCUUGAAUGGAUUCGCCGCACUAUGCCUUGGCUGAAUUCCAGGCAAUCCGAUAGUACUCUUGCGGGGGUGCAGAAAAAAUUGGAAGAAUAUCGAACCUACAGACGCAAGCACAAGCCCCCACGUGUAGAGCAGAAGGCGAAACUUGAAACGAAUUUCAACACAUUGCAAACCAAGUUGCGUCUCUCAAACCGCCCUGCGUAUAUGCCAACGGAAGGAAAGAUGGUAUCAGAUAUAACUAAUGCAUGGAAAGGUUUAGAACAUGCAGAAAAAGCUUUCGAAGAAUGGUUAUUGGCCGAAACCAUGCGCCUCGAGCGUUUGGAGCAUUUGGCUCAAAAGUUCAAGCACAAAGCCGACACACAUGAGGAUUGGACUAAGGGCAAGGAAGAAAUGCUGCAAUCUCAAGAUUAUCGCAACUGCAAACUCAAUGAAGUUAAAGCAUUGAAGAAGAAGCAUGAAGCAUUCGAAUCCGAUUUGGCUGCGCAUCAGGAUCGUGUGGAACAAAUUGCUGCUAUUGCUCAAGAACUAAAUACACUUGAAUAUCACGAUUGUGCAUCGGUAAACGCACGCUGCCAGCGUAUCUGCGAUCAGUGGGAUCGUCUUGGAGCGCUUACCCAGCAUCGCCGUCAAGGAUUAGACGAAGCUGAACGUAUUUUGGAGAAGAUUGAUCUCCUACAUUUAGAAUUUGCUAAACGUGCAGCACCAUUCAACAAUUGGUUGGAUGGAGCUCGUGAAGAUUUGGUUGAUAUGUUCAUUGUGCACACUAUGGAAGAAAUUCAAGGACUCAUUCAAGCCCACGAUCAGUUCAAGGCAACUUUGGGUGAAGCUGAUAAGGAGUUCAAUGUAAUUGUUGGACUCGUGCGAGAUGCUGAAGCCAUUGUUAAGCAGGAACAAGUGCCAGGAGGCCUUGUUAAUCCUUAUACUACAUUGACAGCUGACACCAUCAGUAGGAAGUGGUCUGAAGUGCGAGCAUUAGUUCCACAGCGCGACCAGACGCUGGCUAACGAAUUACGUAAACAGCAAAACAACGAAAUGCUGCGUCGUCAAUUCGCUGAGAAGGCUAAUGCCGUUGGACCAUGGAUUGAAAGGCAGAUGGACGCAGUUACAGCUAUUGGCAUGGGUAUUUCCGGUUCACUAGAAGAGCAGCUUCAUCGUCUUAAGGAAUACGAACAAGCGGUGUAUGCGUAUAAACCAAGCAUUGAAGAAUUGGAGAAAAUACAUCAAGCCGUGCAAGAGUCGAUGAUCUUCGAAAAUAGGUAUACACAUUAUACAAUGGAAACACUGCGCGUUGGCUGGGAGCAACUGCUAACGUCCAUCAACAGAAAUAUCAAUGAAGUUGAAAACCAAAUUCUUACACGUGAUUCUAAGGGAAUUACGCAAGAACAGUUGACCGAGUUCAGAUCGAGCUUCAAUCAUUUCGAUAAGAACCGUUCUGGUCGCUUGGCGCCUGAAGAAUUCAAGUCUUGUUUAGUUUCGCUUGGAUAUUCUAUUGGAAAGGAUAAACAAGGAGAAAUGGACUUCCAGCGUAUACUGGCAGUAGUAGAUCCCAACAACUCUGGCUACGUUCAGUUCGAUGCCUUCCUUGACUUUAUGACAAGAGAAAGCACUGACACUGACACAGCUGAGCAAGUUAUCGAUUCAUUCAGGAUUUUGGCUUCCGAUAAGCCAUACAUUUUGCCGGAUGAACUACGCCGCGAACUUCCUCCAGAUCAGGCUGAAUACUGCAUCCAAAGGAUGCCACCUUACAAGGGACCAAAUGCAGUUCCUGGAGCCCUGGACUACAUGUCAUUCAGUACCGCAUUGUAUGGUGAAAGUGAUUUGUAAUAGCUUUACUUUCAUCAGUGGGACUCUAACAAUAAAAAUGUGUAAGAAAAAUCCAUCACAUGUUACAUGCCAUAUAUUGUGUUUCUAAAUAGUACGGUACCACUCCAGAGCGUAUAAGGAGAGAGCAAAUUCAUUUUAUAACAAUGUGAGCCUAAAAUCCCCUUUUGAUUCAAGAAAUUUUAUUAAUGACAUUUUUGUCAUGAAUAAUAUUUACAAAUUCCCAUAUAUGUGGUUAACAAACAAUGCCAUAAAUUAUUGAUUGAAAAUCAAGAGGGAGGGAGAGAGGACAAUGCUACGAUACGUGUGAAAACGAAUUUCAAUUUGGAUAAUAUAUUUAAAUUUCUAAUGAA
This is a messenger RNA of Uranotaenia lowii, 3291 nucleotides long. It is a transcript of the gene Actn, whose product is annotated as alpha-actinin, sarcomeric. Gene Ontology annotation, molecular function: calcium ion binding; actin filament binding. Lineage: Eukaryota; Metazoa; Arthropoda; Insecta; Diptera; Culicidae. The transcript has 11 exons. The record is from RefSeq and is a predicted model, not a curated record. Gene Ontology annotation, biological process: actin cytoskeleton organization; muscle cell development. Gene Ontology annotation, cellular component: cortical actin cytoskeleton; cell junction; plasma membrane. The coding region runs from base 251 to 2941 and encodes 896 amino acids.